Triplophysa rosa is the source of this 7687-nucleotide messenger RNA. RefSeq names its product mitogen-activated protein kinase kinase kinase 13 (gene map3k13). Bases 1551 to 4517 code for a protein of 988 amino acids. Gene Ontology annotation, biological process: protein autophosphorylation; JNK cascade. Lineage: Eukaryota; Metazoa; Chordata; Actinopteri; Cypriniformes; Nemacheilidae. Gene Ontology annotation, molecular function: JUN kinase kinase kinase activity; ATP binding. The transcript is spliced from 14 exons. The record is from RefSeq and is a predicted model, not a curated record.
AUCUGUUUUUAUGUUUGCCCCGCAUGUUGUUGUUGUUUUUUACCCAGCAUGCUUUGCUGUAGUGCACACUGUGGUAAAUGAAGAGACUUUAACAAGUGGAAGUUUGUGUUGUUCUGCUUUGUGGUUAAGCACAAAUUGUGAACAUACAUGUUGGUCGACUAGCGUAACUUAUGGUACUUGAGUUUUACAAAGUCUGUCACUAUAUACACUAACAUAACAGUACUGUGAUUUUUAUAAUUCUGUAUUUGUAAAUGUUUUGGAGAAAUUAUAUGAUUUGUUGGGAUUUGAAGAGAAUAAAUGGCUUGUGCAUUAAAGUCUCCUUGCACAUGCUGUACGUCAGCCAAACAUUGCAACCCGCCACUCAAAGUUCAAGCCUUAACUUUAAACAGUGUUGACUUAAACCACACUAUUGGUUAUUUAAACGUUAGAUCAGUAAACACGUGAUUUCUGUCUUUACAAUGGCAAGUCCAACUGUGACAGUUUUCACAUUUUCCUCUUAUAUUGGCCUACUUAUGCGUAUCCUUUCAGGUUUGAAAAAUGUUCUUAAUGUACAUAUUAAAUUAAAUACUGUAAUUCCAUAAUUAACUGUAUUCAAUGAACAAUGAACAUUUGUCUUAUAUCACUUUAAUCUUUUGGUAGGGGACUCUGUUGAUGACAGAAAUGCUCUUGGGUUUGGUCUCUAAUGUGACAUCUUUGCCCCGAAAAAGUGAAAGCUAGACCCCAACAAUUCCUAUCCUCUCUGGUGUUUGUCCCCAGCAUCAUUCUACUCUCCUUCUGGACAUCAGCAGCUCUGUUUAUUUGCAAGACAUUUGCUCGCCGUGUUAUUUGUUGCUUUAGUUUAUAGCUGUUUCUUCUGAUUGGACUAGAGAGUAUUGGAGCAAAUAUACACUUUACAAAUGCGUUUUAUAUGAUUUGUGUGUUUGGUCUGUUAAAUGCAGUUUUCGGGGUGUUGUUGAUGUCGGUGACAGCAUUUGUCUGACUUUAGUUUGAAAGAGUCUUAAAGUGUGUUUAUACGCUGUGGAUUAUGUUAAAAAUGGCAAUGGCACAAAACACAACAGAAUGAAUGAAGUCACAUGCUGCAUGCAUGAGAACUCACAAACACAUGCACACACACACACUAGUAAAUGCACAAUUUUUUUAAAUAUUUUCCGAGUGUUUAUUAUUUAAUAGAAAUACUACAUAUCUCAUAUUAAUGCAGCAAGCACUACAAGCUCCAUAAAUCUUUUGCUAGUCUGUUCCACUUCCGCAUUCUGUGCUUGCGUGUGAGCUCAGGCGAGCUGCAUCGUGCCUGCGUCAUCCGGCCCCUUCAUUCAUGAAAAGUGUCGUCAGCAGCCUCAGCGCAACUGACGCCCACUCAGCUGCUGCGGCUGUAGAGAGCAGCAUCUCUCUCCCUCUCCCUCUGUCUCUCUCUCGCUCGCUCUCUAUCACUGCCGACUGUUUCUGCUGUGUCUCUGAUGGAGAAGGAUCUUACCUCUCAGCUCUGCACAUCCAAAACCUGAAGUGGUCUCUAAAGCCUCGUCGCACGCUUCCUUCAGGUCGGGCGUCUGCCCAUGCACACGCACAGCACCAUGGGUAGCUCCCCGGAGGUGCUGUCCUGGACUACGUGUCCCAGCCUGCUGGUGGGAAAGCUAAAAGAGGAGCUCAAACUCACCGUCGGGGACUCCAUGAAGAAAACCAAUAGCAACGUUUCUCCCCAAGCUCUGCCCCCUCCCCCUCCUCCUCCACCACCACAGAUCAUCACGGACUUGGCUCCGCCCACCACGCUUCCCAUGCCGCUGCAACAGCUGCAGCUCCCGUGCAGGGACGACGAGCCGGGCGGCACCAGUCCUCCGUGCACCGCCUUGAGCGAGGACUCCACCAGGGAACACUUCGAAAACAGCGUGCUGCAGCUCCAGGAGCACGAGGAGGCGGGGACGCCCGGCUCCUGCGGUCAGGGAGGGUGCGGGAGUGGCGGAGAGGAGAAAAACGACGAGGGCGGGUGUCCGAUGGACCAUAGUGGGGACGACACGCACAACCAUCCACACGAUGACAUCAAACUGCACUUCCAUAGAGCCGGGAACGGAGGGGGCUUUCUGGAGGGCCUGUUCGGGUGUUUGAGGCCGGUGUGGAAUAUUAUCGGAAAGACGUACUCGACGGAGUACAAACUACAGCAGCAAGCAGACAUGUGGGAGGUGCCCUUCGAGGAGAUCUCUGAACUGCAGUGGCUGGGAAGCGGCGCUCAGGGCGCGGUGUUCCUCGGAAAGUUUUACACGGAGGAGGUCGCGAUUAAGAAGGUCAGAGAGCAGAAGGAAACGGAUAUCAAACACCUUCGCAAACUGAAGCACCCGAACAUCAUCAGCUUCAAGGGUGUGUGCACACAGGCUCCGUGUUACUGCAUUAUCAUGGAGUACUGCGCACAGGGACAGCUCUACGAGGUUCUCCGGGCGGGACGUAAGAUAUCACCGCCGUUACUGGUGGACUGGGCCUCAGGGAUCGCCAGCGGCAUGAACUACCUGCAUCUCCAUAAGAUCAUCCACAGAGACCUCAAAUCACCAAAUGUGUUAGUAACUCAAAACGACAUGGUGAAGAUUUCUGACUUUGGAACAUCUAAAGAGCUCAGUGACAAGAGUACGCAGAUGUCGUUUGCAGGCACCGUCGCGUGGAUGGCACCGGAAGUCAUCCGAAAUGAGCCGGUGUCUGAGAAAGUGGAUAUCUGGUCAUUUGGGGUUGUGUUAUGGGAGCUCCUGACGGGUGAGAUUCCCUAUAAGGAUGUGGAUUCAUCUGCCAUCAUCUGGGGCGUGGGCAGUAACAGUCUCCACCUGCCUGUGCCCUCCACCUGUCCUGACGGCUUCAAAAUACUCAUGAAGCAGACCUGGCAGGGUAAACCCAGGAACCGACCGUCCUUCAGGCAGAUCCUGUUACACCUGGACAUCGCCUCUGCUGACGUGCUGGGGACCCCACAGGAGACCUACUUCAAAUCUCAGGCUGGAUGGAGAGAAGAGGUGAAGAAACAUUUUGAGAAGAUAAAGAGUGAAGGCACUUGCAUCCAUCGACUGGACGAGGAGCUGAUUCGCCGCAGACGAGAUGAGCUCAGACAUGCUUUAGACAUCCGGGAGCAUUAUGAGAGAAAACUGGAGAGAGCCAAUAAUCUGUACAUGGAGCUCAGUGCCAUCAUGCUCCAGCUGGAGGUGCGAGAGAAGGAUCUCCUCAAGAGAGAGCAGGCUGUAGAGAAAAAAUAUCCCGGCUCAUAUAAACGCCACCUGGUUCGGCCCAUCGUCCGGUCCAACGCUGUUGAAAAGCUCAUUAAGAGAAAGAGUACCAUAAACCACAAACCCGGGACACAGACGCCCAAGAGGCCGGAUCUGCUGCGCUCUGAUGGCAUUCCCAGCGCCGAGCCGCUUUCUGCCCCUUCUCCGCUGUCAGGCAGCCCAAAAGUGUCCACGCCGCCUGGAAAGAGCCGUUACCGCAGUAAACCCCGCCACCGCAGGGUAAACAGCAAAGGCAGCCACAGCGAGUUCCCCGGCGCUCUGAAACCCACCACCGGACCGUCAGAAGAACAACAACCCCUGCAAGAACAAAACUAUCACCACCACCAUCCCGAGGGUCCCGUUCUUCCAGCGCAGAACAGGGAUAACGCCGUGGCCACCUGCGCUAACAACCUGCGUUAUUUCGGCCCGGCCGCCGCCCUACGCAGCCCGCAGACCGACCACCUCCAACGGAGGCUUUCCGGCUCCAGCCCCGAUCUCAUCUCUACUGCGAUGGAUGCGGAUAUCCGGCACCGCAGGUCCUCCGUACCUCCCGCCGCGGGGUCCGGACCGGGGCCGCUGUGUCCCUGCUGCCAGGCGCAUCCCUUCCCCGGCUGCAUGCACUGCCAGGAGACGCCCGCUGCACCCAGCCACCCACAACUCCCUCACUACUCACUGCUGAGCACGUGUGAGGGGACACCGCCCACCGUCAAACGACCUCUGGGGUCCACGGCUGACGUCCGAGGAGAAGCCGAACGGGCGGAUCAGGGAUCUCCUCGAGGAAGCUUGUCCGGCGGGCUGCUGCACACGCUCAGACCCCUCAGAAAGGCGGGAGACGAGUCCUCUGAGGAAGAGGAGGGUGAAGUGGACAGUGAGGUGGAGUUUCCACGGAGACAGAGGCCUCAUCGCUGCAUGAACAGUUUUCAGUCGUACUCCACCUUCAGUUCUGAGAAUCUGUCUGUGUCGGACGGUGAGGAGGGGAACACCAGCGAUCACUCCCGCAGCGGCCCGCUGGAGCAGCUCAGCGGCAGUCAGGAGGAACAUCUGGAUGAGCUUCUGUCUCACACGCCCGAGAUCCCCAUCGAUAUCUCACUGCAGUCUGACGGGCUGUCUGAUAAAGAGUGUGCCGUGCGCCGGGUGAAGACGCAGAUCUCUCUGGGCAAACUGUGUGCUGAUGAGCACGGCUACGAGAACCCGCUUCAUUUUGGAGAUUCCGACUGUGAUACCUCGGAUGCGGAGUGCUCUGACGCCACCAUCAGGAACAAACAGCCCUGUGCACCCUCCUCCUGGUGAACUCCAAACACGCCGGAGCCUUCGGAGGAAACCACGGCAAUAAUCGAAGCCUGCUAUAAACAGCCAUGACCCUUGACCUAUUUUAUCUUCAACCAGGGACUAGCCCCUCCCAUACUCCACCCCUCCCUCUCUCUCUCUCUCUGAGCAACCUCAGGCAGAUUCUUCUCAAGUGAAAAUGUAGCUAGUGUAACAUGCAUAAUUUAUUUUUAUUAUGAGUUGGAGGAGACGCAAACAAAUUCAGGAACUCGAGUCGCGGAUAUGGUACGGAUUGUGUGUGGAGUAUUAGCACUGAAGUGUUCCAAACCACAAUCCUUUAGUUUAGCAGAUGUGUUAGGGUUAGAUCGCAACCAUGACUGUGGUGUGGGAGUACGUGUGUGUAUAUACAUCCGUAGUUACGAGACGGAACAUUUCUGGGUGCGCAGCUCGAGGAUCCAUUCCACGAAAAAAAAAAUCCCUCUGGUAAAGACUAGCUUACCUGCUACUCCCCGAGUUUACAGAAAGCGCCCUACACCCUACUGAGGGAAAUCAGGGCAACUUUAGCUCGAGCACCAGCAGGAACUAUAAUCCUCCUUCGUUCUCUUCAUUUUAUCCACUUCCAAAAUAUGGAAUUUAUUUCCCAGCAUUCCUGCUCGGUCGGCAUUUAUGAGCCAAUCAGACUGCUGCUGCUGCCGGCCUCUGCAGAUGAACAGAAAGCGAGUGAGCUGCUGUCUUAAAAACCACGUCUUCAAUGAACAAAUCAGUGUUUAAACUGGACCAGAGCAGCGUUUCCUCUCAUCUCAGGACUGCGUGUGAAGAGAUGCUGUGGACGGCCAGAGGAUGACCAGCACCAUCCCUUGGCUUGCUUGUUUCCACGGUGCAAAAGUGUGACAUCGGCCCUGUCAUGUGACUAUUGGUCACAUUUAUCUUAAGGUGAAACCCAACGACAUGGACAUUCUGGAGAUGCAGUGUCCCUUGAGAUUUUUCUUUUCUUAAAUGAGUGUUGUUCGUCUUCUGCUGGUGUUUGUGUGUAUGUUAGUGUUUAUGUGGACCACAAAAGCACAGAUGUGUUGUUUAAGGGUGAAUCGGCAAUAACACGGGUUAUGUGCUCAGGCUGUUGAGAAUCUUUUGCUCAGGUUGACUGUCUAGCAGGCUGGACAGAUUUACUGUUUGCAGUAAACUGUUGUGAGAAAGUCAGAAGCAAAUUUCAAAAGACGUCUAUUUUUACAGCUUGAGUUCAAUAUUUUUACACAUCGAGGUUUUGGAGUAAAAAAAGAAUGAAAGAAACAGAAAAAGAAAUGAAGGUUGCAUGUUUUUUGCUGGUUAAACGCUCAGGUUAAAUGCGCACGAGUCUCCGCUAAAACACGUUCGUCGGUUUUGUUUUGGCUGUUUAGGAAUGCAGAUGAGCAAUAUGAUCAAAAACUUUGGCCAAGUGAACCGUGAAAAUCGUAGAAGCGACAAAAGCAGAAUCUCUUAAAUGACUCUUUCACGUUUGUAUGCCAUGAAAUGAACACAUCAUAAAGGCAAAAUGUUGAAUGCUCCCUCAUCUGUAAAUCGCUUUGCAUAAAGCAUCUGCUAAAUGAAUAAGUGUAAAUAAGUGUAGCAAGCAAGAAACAUGUAUGCUAACAGUUUAACCCGUCUGAUGUGAACUGUUUUUACAUUAAAAGAAACAUUAGCAGGCACGGUCGUAUUCUCAUCCGGCGCUUUAGAGUCUGCAUUUUAUUAUCUUAUCUAAAGAACGUGGCCUGUGUUAUUUAAUAUUCUCUUCUGUAAAUGUUUGUCUUGUGUUUUCUUGUCAAAGGGACACCGCAUCUUCCAGCAUGUCUAUGUGUGAUGUUGCAGUCGUGUGUUUUUAGAUGUAGAUGUUAUAGCGCUAGAUAAAAUGCCAUCAUGGGUUAAACGUGAUGCCAGACAGCGAAUGGCACGAGAAAUGAACUGUGAAUGGUAUUUUCGUUUAUUUGCAGCGUAUAAGAUGUACCGUAAGCUUGUAAGUACUGUCAUUCCGAGCAAACUUGCAAGUGAUUCUCUGAUAAAGUGACAGUAUCUUUGAAUCUGCAGAAAAAACCUGCUGUGUGUUUCAGCAGCACAUGAACAAAUCCGAAGCCAUGUGGAAACAAACAUGAAAUCAAAACUCACCCUGUUUACUUUCUUGUUCCUUACAUGUUCCUGGUGUUAAAGUACACGAUACUGUACUUCAUAUUUAACAUUCGAUGCGUUCUUUGUUUUUGUUUUUCUCUCAAAAUGCAAUAACUUGGGCGUAAAAUGAGUUGUAAAUGCAAACUCGGUUUCAUGUUGACUUCAUCACGCAGCCAUUAUUAUUAUAUGGAUUUUAUUUCUCCUGUGAGACAAAAUAUUUGGCUUUGAUUUGUUUAAUUUUGUAAACACGUUGUAAUAGUAAUGAGGGUUAACGGCACACAUAUUUAUUCUUGUGUUUUGGUAAAGAUCCUGCAGGGUUUCCAGUGGGUGAUGUAGGAAGUCUUGUGUCUUUUUUUGGCCAUUAUAAAUCCUGUAAAAUAUGAUUUUUAUUUAAUUUUAUUUAAUUUGCAGUUUUUUUCUUGUUUGUAGCUGGUCUACAUGAUUGCGAACUUAAUUUAUUUUCUGUUCUUUCUUUUUUUCUUCUAUACGUCUCGUGUCUGAUGAAGUAUUACUGAAGAAUGUUCAGUUGUGAGACGGUGAUUUACAUGAAUAGUAUGAAUAACUCAAUGUCUGUCCUAAACGUUUUUUGUUUGUUUUGUUAAUGGAACACAAAAGAGAAAAAUUUAUUCAGAAAUAAUGCAGGGUUCAAACCACAUGAGGGCGAGUUAAUAACGACACAAUUGUCCCUUUAAGAGUUUGAAACGGGUGCUGCACGGAUACUCAUCUCUAGAUGUGAGCACAGGGAGUCGACUUGAAAAGUAUAUACUGUACGUUUUUCUUUCUUAAUCUCACCGUCUCUGUCCUCUUCACAUGUACCGUUUUUAAUUGCUUUGUCCUCUGUCAUAUACAGUACAGGUAUUUUAAGAUGAACUAUUUUUGUGCAGAAAUAUCUUCAGCUCUGGGCUCAUUGUGUCGCUCCAUUGCUUCUCUUGAAUGGUAUUAUGAUCAACCAAUCCUGAGGUUUGUCCUGUAAUAGCCUGUGUACAGUGCGACAGGAGUGACGUGUAAAAUUACAGCAGAAUAACUGCAUGGAAUAAACACUGAUGUACUGUACCAAA